Suricata suricatta (meerkat) is the source of this 483-nucleotide messenger RNA. Its product is annotated as tRNA wybutosine-synthesizing protein 2 homolog. The annotation marks the transcript as partial. The transcript is spliced from 5 exons. The record is from RefSeq and is a predicted model, not a curated record. NCBI's taxonomy places the organism in Eukaryota, Metazoa, Chordata, Mammalia, Carnivora, Herpestidae.
GUCAUUCCGUCAGCAGCAGCGCUCUGUCCACGAGAGCACUAACCCCUCCCGGCUGGGCUGUUGCCUGAGGCUAACUCCGUUCCAACCUAGAUCCGCCCUAUUGGGGAAAGGAAGUGCUUGGUCCCGCCCCAGCGGCGUUCCUGUUUUGCAAAAGCUGGAGUGUGCAGUAUGAGGAAAGAGAGUCGCGGCAGUCUAGGGAAUGAGAGAACGAGGAGCACUCAACUUCAAGGCGGCAACAUAGCUAAAGGGAAGAAGAGAAUCCAGAAGGUUCGAGAUUGUUUACCUGCUUACGGGCUGCCUUAUGAUGUACAUUGCUUGGUAGCAAGCCAGGGAGUUAGACGGUCAACUGAAUUGGAGGAAGAUUUUCCUUGUUUUGGGCAAUGGCAUAGUGACCUCUUGCUGCUGAAUGAGGACUGCUUCCCAACCAAGCAUUGGGGAAAGCUGGACAGAACACAAGCGGUAGGCGCCACACCUAGCAUGGAG